Molecule: messenger RNA, 1101 nt
Organism: Closterium sp. Naga37s-1
Lineage: Eukaryota; Viridiplantae; Streptophyta; Zygnematophyceae; Desmidiales; Closteriaceae
Source: the annotation of a GenBank genome assembly
AUGAUACACCCACACGUACUCGUCUUCCUACAGCAUACCCCUCCCAUCCUGGUCUUCUCCUCAUGCCCCUCCCCUCAUGCCCCUCUCCUCAUGCCCCUCUCCUCAUGCCCCUCUCCUCAUGCCCCUCUCCUCAUGCCCCUCUCCUCAUGCCCCUCUCCUCAUGCCCCUCUCCUCAUGCCCCUCUCCUCAUGCCCCUCUCCUCAUGCCCCUCUCCUCAUGCCCCUCCCCUCACGCCCUCCCCAUAAUCAUGCCCCUCCCGCUGACGCCUCUCACCGUGUUCACGCCGGAAAGUCCCCGAUAAUCCCCUCCCCUCAUGCCGCCUUCAUCCAUGCUUCCCUCACGCGCCUCCCCCUGACGCCCCUCACCGUAUUCACGCCGGAAAGGUCGUUCGUGCGGAACAAGUCGACCAUUCUCCCCAGAAACUGGACGAUAACAGCAGAAGUCAUUUCUGAGUCCCCAAUAAUCCCCUCCCCUCAUGCCGCCUUCAUCCAUGCUUCCCUCACGCGCCUCCCCCUGACGCCCCUCACCGUAUUCACGCCGGAAAGGUCGUUCGUGCGGAACAAGUCGACCAUUCUCCCCAGAAACUGGACGAUAACAGCAGAAGUCAUUUCUGAGUCCCCAAUAAUCCCCUCCCCUCAUGCCGCCUUCAUCCAUGCUUCCCUCACGCGCCUCCCCCUGACGCCCCUCACCGUAUUCACGCCGGAAAGGUCGUUCGUGCGGAACAAGUCGACCAUUCUCCCCAGAAACUGGACGAUAACAGCAGAAGUCAUUUCUGAGUCCCCAAUAAUCCCCUCCCCUCAUGCCGCCUUCAUCCAUGCUUCCCUCACGCGCCUCCCCCUGACGCCUCUCACCGUAUUCACGCCGGAAAGGUCGUUCGUGCGGAACAAGUCGACCAUUCUCCCCAGGAACUGGACGAUAACAGCAGAAGUCAUUUCUGAGUCCCCAAUAAUCCCCUCCCCUCAUGCCGCCUUCAUCCAUGCUUCCCGCACGCGCCUCCCCCUGACGCCCCUCACCGUGUUCACGCCGGACAGGUCGUUCGUGCCGAACGAGUCCACCAUUUUCCCCAGGAACAGGAACGAGAUCGGCAGCGCGGCGCCGUGA